UAUAAAUCAAAACUCAAAAGUAUCUUCAGGUUGACUAAUGUAAAACAUCGACCUUAAUUUAGUCAAAUCGAAAGCUCCAUUUUAAAAACCCAUUAGAAAUUCCCGCGGUAUCCUAUGUUUAAAAAAAAACGUUUUUCUUCGAUUCUCUUCCUGGUUUUAUUAGGCUACUACGUGCACAGCUCUAUUGAAAAGUUAAUGUAAAUGUGAAAGACACCAAACCCCAUCCGAAAGGCGUCAGACAGCCAGGAGAUAAUGUUCAGAUUUACCCCACCCGCCGCCUCCACCCUUUUCUAAAUCAACGAUCUGUUUACAGUUAUGGGACGUGCAGACGCACCAAUCCCUCACAGAGUGUGUCGGAUUAUUGUUAACUUGCUUUAAAGUUACCGUCCAAAUCGUUUGAGUAACGUUUAAUUGACUGCCGGGGUCUGGAAGGGUACAUGCUGUAUCCCCCUCUUGCCCCAGUGCCAUGGAUACUGUAGCGGUACAGGUGGAGCCUCUGACAGGCUGCUUCACAGUCACGUGAUCCGGUUCAGAAGCAGCAGCGGUUGCAGAAAUUUGUUAAAAUUUCAUUGCCAGGCUACGGUCUAGUGGAAAAGGGGUGUCAGUGUCGUCUGCGCCUUUUCAUUUCAUCUAUAUAAACGCGAGGGCAACGGACCGCGCGUGCUAUCAUCUGUUAAAGCGAAGAGUGCAGGCAAGAUCGGAGGAAAACAUCGAAGCAUCUGCGCGCAGGGAAGCAGGAUCUUACGGUCUGUGGGCUUGACUCCAUUCAAUCGCACCACAGUUUGUAAAGGGACCAUUGCUGGCUGGACUUAUUUCAAGACAUGGUUGAUUAUCUAAAUCCUUCGAGUGAGGCGUGAAAAUGAUCCUGAUUGGAUUUGGACGGUCGCUUUUUGGUGGAUUGUGUAACGUGGAGGUAUAAACUUUAGGUAUAAACUGGCGUUGGGUUCAAAACAGAGAUGUGUUUAGAUGAGCUCUGAAUGGCUGGAAUACUUUAAGGAACUCCCCGUGUGUGUGUGUGUUGUGUGUGUGUGGUGGCUGAACAAGCUCUCGUGGAUGCCAGACCUGUACAGAUGAGAAGAACUCGUGGCUGGGACUACAUCGCGCGUUGUGAUGCUUCUUCUUUACUCUCUGAUGUGAAUUUGGAUUUCUAUAGUCAACUCUGCGUGUUUCUAGAAUGGCUCGGUUUGAAGACGAUCUCCCGACCCGGUAUGGAGGCGGUGGCUCUCCAGCGGGUCCAGGCAGAGGUGUCAGCCGGCAACCGGGCCCCCCGGCCGGACAGAGGAUGUAUAAGCAAACAAUGGCCCAAAGAGCCCGGACAAUGGCCAUAUACAACCCGAUACCGGUCAAACAGAACUGUCUCUCAGUCAACAGAUCCCUUUUCAUCUUCAGCGAAGAUAAUAUCAUUCGAAAAUAUGCAAAGAAAAUAACAGAGUGGCCUCCAUUUGAGUACAUGAUUCUCACCACCAUUAUAGCAAACUGCAUUGUACUGGGCUUAGAGCAGCAUUUACCAGCUUUAGACAAGACACCCAUGUCAAAACGACUGGAUGACACUGAACCCUACUUCAUCGGAAUAUUUUGCUUCGAGGCCGGGAUCAAGAUCAUCGCUCAAGGUUUUGCUUUUCAUAAAGACUCCUACCUCCGCAAUGGGUGGAAUGUAAUGGAUUUUGUUGUUGUGUUGACGGGGAUUCUAACUGUAGUGGGGCCAGACUUUGAUUUGCGGACACUCAGGGCAGUAAGAGUCUUGCGGCCACUCAAACUCGUGUCUGGAAUUCCAAGUCUCCAGGUGGUUCUGAAGUCCAUCAUGAAAGCAAUGGUUCCUCUGCUUCAGAUUGGCCUUCUGCUCUUUUUUGCUAUCCUCAUGUUUGCCAUCAUUGGCCUAGACUUCUACAUGGGCAAGUUUCACCGCACCUGCUUCAGAAACGAUACUGGGGAACAGGCUGCUGACUUUCCAUGUGGGACGGAACUUCCAGCCCGAAUGUGUGAAGGCGACACUGUUUGUAGGCUAUACUGGACCGGUCCAAACUUCGGCAUAACAAACUUUGACAACAUCCUGUUUGCUGUGCUCACCGUCUUCCAGUGCAUCACUAUGGAAGGAUGGGUGGACAUCCUUUACAAUGCCAACGAUGCCUCAGGGAACACCUGGAACUGGCUCUACUUCAUCCCACUCAUCAUCAUCGGCUCUUUCUUCAUGCUCAACUUGGUUUUGGGGGUGCUGUCGGGGGAGUUUGCAAAGGAGAGAGAGCGUGUGGAGAAAAGGCAGGAGUUUCUAAAGCUUCGCAGACAACAGCAGAUCGAGAGGGAGCUGACGGGCUACCUGGAGUGGAUCUGCAAGGCAGAGGAAGUAAUACUUGCUGAAGAAGAUAAAAAUGCAGAGGUGAAGGAUGAUGGUGCCUGGUACAAGAGGAAAUGCAACAACCCAGUAUUGAAAAGAGCCAAGAAGAGCAAAAAUGACCUCAUCAGUGCAGAGGAAGGAGAAGACCAUUUCACUGACAUCACAUCAGUCGCUCCCAAGGGCUCUCCGUUCACCCGUACAAGCAAGAGCAGCAAGAACGAAAGCUCAUCAUACCUUCGCAGGAAAGAGAAGAGGUUUCGCUUCUUCAUCCGCCGUAUGGUGAAGGCCCAGAGCUUCUACUGGACUGUUCUGUGUAUAGUGGGACUGAACACACUGUGUGUGGCUAUAGUUCACUAUGACCAGCCCGACUGGCUCACAUAUGCACUGUAUUUGGCGGAGUUUGUAUUCCUUGGUCUGUUUCUAAUAGAGAUGAGUCUGAAGAUGUAUGGCCUUGGGCCCAGGACCUACUUUCACUCCUCAUUUAACUGCUUUGACUUUGGGGUGAUUGUGGGUAGUAUUUUUGAGGUGAUCUGGGCAGCAGUAAAACCAGGAGCCUCUUUUGGCAUUAGUGUGUUGCGAGCACUACGUUUGCUGAGGAUAUUCAAGGUUACCAAGUAUUGGAACUCGUUACGGAAUCUGGUGGUGUCUCUGCUCAACUCAAUGAAGUCCAUCAUCAGUCUCCUGUUCCUGCUGUUUCUCUUCAUCGUAGUGUUUGCUCUGCUAGGAAUGCAGCUCUUCGGAGGACAGUUUAAUUUUGAAGAUGAGACCCCGACGACCAACUUUGACACAUUCCCAGCUGCUAUCCUGACAGUGUUUCAGAUUCUGACAGGAGAGGACUGGAAUGCUGUGAUGUAUCAUGGAAUUGAAUCCCAGGGAGGAGUGCACCGGGGAAUGUUCUGCUCCGUGUACUUCAUUGUGCUCACAUUAUUUGGAAACUACACUCUCCUUAAUGUCUUUUUGGCCAUCGCUGUUGAUAAUCUUGCCAAUGCACAGGAACUCACCAAGGAUGAGGAGGAGCAGGAGGAGGCCAUAAGUAAGAAACUGGCUCUGCAGAAAGCCAAGGAGGUAAAGGAGGUCAGCCCCAUAUCGGCCGCUAACAUUUCCAUCACAGCGAGUUUUGUCUGCUCCCCUGCACAUCACUACUUGAGUAAAGAACCGCAGCGCUCUCUAAAAAUGAUGUCCGUGUGGGAGCAUCGCACCACACAGAUUCGGAUGCACAUACGGGCCAGCAGUGAGGCAUUGUACCAAGAGGAGCUCAACCCCCGGCUGACCACUAACCUUCACCUCCGCCCUGACAUGAAAACCCACCUGGACCGGCCUCUGGUGGUGGAACCUCGUUGUGAUGGUCCCAUCAGUACCCACAGAGGCUGGGACAAACCCCAGGAUUUGCAAGGGGAGGGCGGCACACCAGAGGAACGAGUCCCCCCUGUGAUAGAGCCCCCACAGUCACACCCACCACGCAAGCACCACCGUCACAGAGAGCGUCCCUCCAAUGAGACCAGUGAAAAUGGUUACACGGGUCGACACAAAGAAGGCCGGCAUCACGUCCAUCACAGCCGCAGUAAGGAGCAUGAUGGGAGACGGUCUAAGGAGGGGAAGAGUGACAGGAGCCGGAGCAGAGAGGGGGGCCGCAGACAUCACCACCAGAGCUCAGUUGAUGAGGGAAGUCUGGAGACAGAACAUCGUCACCAUCACUCCCACAGGCAUAACAGAGAGGGCAACGGAGUGGUCAGUGCUGUGGGGAAGAGCGAACGGUGGUCCAGGCAGAAGGAUGGCUCACAUUCAGAAACAAGAGGGGGAGAGAGGUGCUCCAGGGGCGAACAUGGAGGUAAUGGAGGGAGGAGACAGCACAGACUACGUACCAGUAAAGCUCAGUCCACGCUGGAAGGAGACGAGCAACAAGGGAAUGAAGAGAAGGAGGAGGGCAAGUCUCACAGCCACAGACACAUGGACAUGAGCGGAGAUUCCCUGGCUGUAAACCCCCAUCAACCUUCAGUUGGAAACCGAUUGUGUCUUGAGAGACCUGAAGACUCAGACAAUAAACAAAACAUUGGUCAGACUGGAGGAAUGGGAACACACAUUCCUGUGACCGUCACAUCUCCCCCUGGAGAAACGACCCUUAUACCCAUGAACAGUAUAGACAGUGAGACGAUGCCCAUGACUGAGAAGAAUCUGGAGGAUCUGAACCAGAGUAGCCAUCGUCCCAUCCUCCCCUUCAGCUCCAUGUUCAUCUUCAGCCCAAAUAAUCCGGUGAGGCGUCUGUGCCACUACAUUGUGAGUCUGCGCUACUUUGAGAUGUGUAUCCUGGUGGUGAUUUCCAUGAGCAGUAUAGCCCUGGCUGCGGAGGACCCAGUCCAAGCCAAUGCCCCUCGUAACAAUGUUCUGAAGUAUUUGGACUAUGUCUUCACUGGUGUUUUCACAUUUGAGAUGGUCAUUAAGAUGGUGGAUUUAGGUUUAUUGCUGCAUCCUGGUUCAUACUUCAGAGAUCUGUGGAAUAUUCUGGACUUCAUUGUUGUCAGUGGUGCACUGGUGGCAUUCGCAUUCUCGAGCUUCAUGGGAUCACAUCUUAACAUAAACAGAGGAACCAAGGGAAAAGACAUCAGCACUAUCAAGUCCCUGAGGGUGUUGCGAGUCUUGCGACCACUGAAGACCAUUAAACGUCUACCGAAACUGAAGGCUGUGUUUGACUGUGUGGUGAACUCCCUGAAGAACGUGUUGAAUAUCCUCAUUGUCUACAUCCUGUUCAUGUUCAUCUUUGCUGUCAUUGCUGUGCAGCUCUUCAAGGGCAAGUUUUUCUACUGCACAGACGAGUCCAAAGGUCUGGAGAAAGACUGCAGAGGGCUGUUCUUGGAUUAUGAUAAGGAUGAAGUAGCAGCCCAGCCCAGGGAGUGGAGGAAAUAUGAGUUCCACUACGACAAUGUGCUGUGGGCGUUUCUUACUCUCUUCACUGUUUCUACUGGAGAGGGCUGGCCAACGGUUUUGAAGCACUCUGUAGAUGCCACUUUUGAGGACCUGGGUCCUAGUCCAGGCUACCGCAUGGAGAUGUCCAUCUUCUACGUGGUCUACUUUGUGGUCUUCCCCUUCUUCUUCGUCAACAUUUUUGUGGCCUUGAUAAUUAUCACAUUCCAGGAACAGGGCGAUAAGGCCUUGUCAGAGUGCAGUCUGGAGAAGAAUGAGAGAGCCUGCAUUGACUUUGCUAUCAAUGCCAAACCGUUGACCCGCUAUAUGCCACAGAACCAGCAGUCCUUUCAGUACCGCUUGUGGAAGUUUGUGGUUUCUCCACCGUUUGAGAACUCCAUCAUGAUCAUGAUCGCUCUCAACACUGUGGUGCUCAUGAUGAAGUUCCAUGGGGCUCCUGAAUUUUAUGAAGCAAUGCUAAAGUAUCUCAACAUUGUUUUCACUGCUCUCUUUUCAAUGGAGUGUAUUAUAAAGAUUAUUGCUUUCGGGCCCUUGAAUUACCUGAAAGACGCCUGGAAUGUGUUUGACUUUGUGACUGUGCUGGGCAGCAUCACUGACAUCUUGGUCACUGAGAUUAACACUACGGACCGUCUGCUGAACUUGAGUUUCCUGAGGCUCUUCAGAGCAGCCAGACUCGUCAAACUCCUUCGGCAGGGAUACACCAUACGCAUCCUGCUCUGGACAUUCGUCCAAUCGUUUAAGGCUUUGCCUUAUGUUUGCCUUCUAAUUGCCAUGCUGUUUUUCAUCUACGCCAUCAUAGGAAUGCAGGUGUUUGGGAACAUCGAGUUGAGUGAUGAUACCGCCAUCAAUCGUCACAACAACUUUCGCACUUUCCUCCAAGCGCUUAUGUUGUUGUUCAGGAGUGCUACUGGUGAAGCCUGGCACGAGAUUAUGCUGUCCUGUCUGAGUGAGCGCACAUGUGAUGCGAGCUCAGGCAUUCAUGGAAAAGAGUGCGGGAGUGACUUUGCCUACUUCUACUUUGUCUCCUUCAUUUUCCUCUGUUCUUUCCUGAUGCUGAACCUGUUUGUGGCUGUCAUUAUGGACAACUUUGAAUAUCUGACACGUGACUCCUCCAUCUUGGGCCCUCACCACCUGGAUGAGUUUAUCCGAGUGUGGGCAGAGUAUGACCCAGCUGCAUGUGGCCGUAUCAAGUACCUCGAUAUGUAUGAGAUGCUGCUCCACAUGUCCCCACCUUUAGGUUUGGGAAAGAAAUGCCCUCCACGAAUCGCCUACAAGCGGCUGGUGAAAAUGAACAUGCCCAUUGCAGAAGACAACAGUGUGCACUUCACCUCUACACUGAUGGCUCUGAUCCGCACUGCCUUAGAGAUCAAACUGGCAUCAGGCAUGGUGGCCCAACGUCUGUCAGACGCUGAACUGAAGAAGGAGCUUGCUAUGGUCUGGCCAAGCCUGUCUCAGAAGACUAUGGACCUGCUGGUCACUCCACACAAACCCAAUGAGCUUACAGUGGGGAAGGUAUAUGCGGCUCUUAUGAUUUUUGAUUAUUACAAGCAAAACAGAGCCAAAAGACUUCAGAUGCAGCAACAGCAGCAGAGAGAACAGGCUGGACCUGGAUCUCAGAAUAAAGUCAGUGCUCUUUUAGAGCCUAUUCUCCCACUAACCCACAUGCAAGAUCAGACCAUGAACAGUGUAGAUUCGGCCUCAGAAUUUCAAGCUCAGACCAGACGCAGCUCCACCAUGCUCAAUAACGGACACACACAUCUUGACAACACAAUUAAAGGAUCUUCAUCCUGGGCUUCAGAGUCCAAGGAGGUGCAGUGGUCUAAACGGCGGCCAAUGUCCAGAGGUCAAUCAGAGAAUGCCUCAAAUGCAAACACUGCCCAGGCAUCAGUAGAAAUGAGGAAGAUGGAGAACAGUGCCAACACAGUGUCCUCUGGCAGUCUUGAAGGCCAAGGACGUGCAGUAUCCAUGCCAAAACUCAACACAGAAAUGCAGAGGAGUCAUUCCCGUCAUUCUCCUGGGACUUUACUGGAACCAAUUCCCGAUUCCCCCAUGAGACGCUCCGCAUCCACUUUUGCACCACAGCGCCCUCAGGAAGUGAAUCUGAAUGACUACACUUUGGUGAAACCUGUUCAAGAACGACAUCACCACCAUCACCAUCAUCACCGAUGCCAUCAUCGCAGGGACAGAGACAAGAAACAGAGAUCGGUGGACAGGUCGCCCACAGGCCAACACAAAGCUACAGGCACAGCCGCUGACCCUGUAGAGGAGAGGUCGCAUGACCGAGGUCGUUCCCACGAGAGGAAGCAUCAUUCGUCUUCGGCGGAGAAGCAGCGCUAUUACUCAUGUGAUCGCUACGGCAGUCGAGAAAACUGUCCCAGCAAGUCUGCCAUGGCAAGCUGUGCCACCUCACCUAGCGAGGCCCUGGAGGCCAGUCUCAACAAGCAGGGCAGUGGGUGGGCUAAGGGGAGCCCGGUGUUGUUGACCUCAGGGGCGAGCACUCCAAGCCAUGGGCGCAGACAGCUACCCCAGACCCCCAUUGCUCCUCGUCCCUCUGUGGCCUACAGGACUGCCAGCUCCUCCCCUGUGCAGUUUCUGGGCACACAGGCCGGCUUGCUUCCCCCGAGUCCCGGAAGGCUGAGCCGCGGUCUGUCUGAGCACAACGCCCUCUUAAACAGCAGCUCCAUCUCCAGCUCGCCGGCCCCAGUCAGUCGCAUUAACUCAGAACCCUUCCUAGGGCCACCGGACCACCCUGCCGGACCCCAACCCGAAGUCUACGCUGUCUUCCAGGAUGAUCCGAGACCUCAGAUGGGCCAUUCUCCCCAGACUGUAGGGAUGCCGAUCGUGGCGAUUCCCCCACCUCCCCAACAACAGUUCCGCGGGGUUCCCAAUGGAUACCACUUUACCAUGGGCCCCGGCGCCACCAAAGGACGGGCACGACGGUACUACCCAGAGGCAGUGGUGGACGACUGGUGCUAGCAUGGCUUUAAUUUACACACAGAUGAUGUUUUUAUUUUCUAAUCAUGAUGAGUUUUAUCAUCUCUUAUUUUGUGGGCGGUGUUAAAUGCAGUAAUGCAUGUAUUUGUUUUUCAAUGUCCAAAGGAUAAAACAUACAUGUACACUUACAAAGCAGCAGAUGUGGUAUAAAAAGGAUAAAAUUCACUCAAUUUUUAUGUAUUUCAGUCAGGCUAAAUGGUUUGGUGGGUGUGGUCUCUUUAAAAACACGAAAGAUUGAAAGUUUAUGUGCAAACACACAG
This is a messenger RNA of Carassius carassius (crucian carp), 8505 nucleotides long. Its product is annotated as probable voltage-dependent N-type calcium channel subunit alpha-1B. The coding region runs from base 1175 to 8227 and encodes 2350 amino acids. The transcript has 51 exons. Gene Ontology annotation, cellular component: voltage-gated calcium channel complex; neuronal cell body; membrane. Gene Ontology annotation, molecular function: high voltage-gated calcium channel activity. Lineage: Eukaryota; Metazoa; Chordata; Actinopteri; Cypriniformes; Cyprinidae. Gene Ontology annotation, biological process: calcium ion import across plasma membrane; chemical synaptic transmission. The record is from RefSeq and is a predicted model, not a curated record.